CUUGUGCUCCUCCACCGCUUCUUGAUUUUCUUGUGCUCUGCUUGUUUGAAUAAUAUUGCUAUGUCGCAAAUAUCAGAGCACAAGACAAAAAAGCGCAAGCCUGCCGCAGCAGCGAUGGCGGACGAGUCGUCUUCUAAACGCUCAAAAACGGAGAAGGUAAAGAAGGACAAGACAAAAGACAAGGAGAAGCGGAAGGGCAAGGAGGUGCUGGACUCUCAGUUCCGAGUUGUCGAGGCAUCACUUCUGCUCUCAAUAGCUCCUGUUUUCGCGAACAACUUGCGAGCAGGUGCAGAGGAGAUGCUAGACUCAAUGCUGAUGAGAUAUAUUCCUGCGCUGCAAGGUGUUGUGCUUGCGCACCACAAUCUCCGGUUCCUUGACUCGAAAGCGGCCAUUAAGGCCGACUGCCCGUUCGCGAAUUGCAAUGUCAGCUUUGAAGCGAUCGUAUGGAGUCCGUAUGUGGGCCAAAAAUUAGUGGGCAAAGUCAACCUCUACUCGCCAGACCACGUCUCUCUCCUCGUCCACCGGACAUUCAACGUCUCAAUACCACGGCACCACAUACCGACUGACAACUGGGAAUUCGAGUAUGGUCCUGCAGAGGAUGACCCCGAGUUUGGCGCGGAGCAGACCUCCGAGAGCCCUGAAGAUGCGGAGAUACUCGAGGAAACGACGGAGAGCAGUGGGCGGUGGGUACAUAAGCUGACGGGCGACAAGCUUGGAGGCAAGAAUGGACACCUGGAGUUCACUGUGACUGGUCUUACGAUCGCGAACCGGAUGCUCUCUCUCGUUGGGUCCAUACAAUCUGAUCCUUUCUCUCCCGACCACGUACCAGAUCAUUCUGUGUACACCACUGCUUCGAAUUCUACUCAGCGGAAAGUGCGAGAACGCAGGCCGCCAGUCGAGGUUCCCGAGGUCGUGGAAGAAGAGGCAGACAGCGACGAAGAGGACACCUUCCAGGCCCUGGGUCGGCUGGGCGACGAAGCAGCAGCUCGCGAAACGGCACAAAAGGCGGAAGAGCGGGCGAAGAGCGAGAAGAAGCGCAAGCGGAAGGAAAACAAGGAGUCUGCACAAGACGCAGAGGACGAAGAGCAGGCGGAGAAGAAAAAGAAGAAAAAGAAAAAGACGACAUAGCACUGGUUGCGUGGAUGGUAGCGAGUUGGGCCUUUUUCUGGCGUGUCUGUACGUCAUGGUAUCCACGCAUGACCGUCGCCGUCGCUCAGCGCUCAGCACUCGCUGGUUUACCUUAACUGAAACAUCAACAGCAUGUGGCGCUGGCUGAAGACCCUUAUGGCGCGGGCGCAUCAGCCUCAUUGCAUCCUGGAGCCGUUACUCGCGCCCGUGCUUCGCACACAGUAUACGGUGCUGUGAGAUACUCUACAGCGGCACAGCGCUCGGACAGUAAACACCGUUAGGACCCUCGCAAC
Messenger RNA from Phanerochaete carnosa HHB-10118-sp, 1421 nucleotides. RefSeq lists its product as uncharacterized. Gene Ontology annotation, biological process: DNA-templated transcription initiation. Gene Ontology annotation, cellular component: RNA polymerase I complex. The transcript has 6 exons. NCBI's taxonomy places the organism in Eukaryota, Fungi, Basidiomycota, Agaricomycetes, Polyporales, Phanerochaetaceae. The record is from RefSeq and is a predicted model, not a curated record. Bases 61 to 1128 code for a protein of 355 amino acids.